UCCGUGAGCCGACCGAAGAUUCCUGAACGCUCUCGCACAUCAACCGGCGCACCGCAUGCUGCUACAUGGAACAAGAACAAGUGUCUCUCAUCGUCCGCUGACAGAAGCCCACUGUAGCCAUCCUCGCCACACGUAUUUCGCUGCUGUAGUCACGUUCUUCCUCGUAUCCACCGCUCUUUGACGCUUAACUUGUCACCAUGUCAGUAGUCGGGUUCGACGUCGGCUUCAUGAGCUGCUAUGUAGCGGUAGCCAGAGCCGGCGGCAUUGAAACUGUCGCCAAUGAAUACAGUGAUCGCUCCACACCAUCAUGUGUUUCAUUUGGCCCCCGAAACCGUUCAAUUGGUGCAGCAGCAAAAAGCCAGGUCGUCACAAAUUGUAAGAACACAGUGCAGGGAUUCAAGCGGUUCCAUGGUCGGGCAUUCACAGAUCCGUACGUGCAGCGCCUCAAGUCCAGUCUGGUCUAUGAUAUUGCACAAAUGCCUACGGGAACAACUGGUAUCAAGGUGAUGUACAUGGAGGAAGAGAAGGUGUUCAGCAUUGAGCAGGUCACUGCCAUGCUGUUGACCAAGCUGAAGGAAACAGCUGAAGGUGCGCUGAAGAAGCCCGUGGCUGAUUGUGUCGUCUCUGUCCCGUGUUACUACACCGAUGCUGAGAGGAGAUCAGUCGUCGAUGCUGCACAGAUUGCAGGACUCAACUGCUUGAGGCUUAUGAAUGAGACAACUGCAGUGGCACUGGCAUAUGGUAUCUACAAGCAGGAUCUUCCUCCUCCCGAAGAGAAAGCCCGGAAUGUGGUGUUUGUGGACCUCGGCCAUUCUGGGUACCAGACAUCAGUGUGUGCCUUCAACAAGGGCAAACUUAAGGUCCUUGCUACAGCCUGUGACCCAGAAUUGGGAGGAAAGGAUUUCGAUGAAGCUCUCGUCAAGUACUUCUGUGAGGAAUUUGCCAAGAAGUACAAGCUUGAUGUGAGGUCCAAGCCCCGCGCUCUGGUCAGACUCUACCAGGAGUGUGAGAAGCUGAAAAAACUCAUGAGUGCCAACUCCUCUGACCUGCCGCUUAAUAUCGAGUGCUUCAUGAAUGAUAUUGAUGUCUCUGGAAAGCUCAACAGAGGUCAUUUUGAAGAAAUGUGCUCCGAUCUCUUGACCAAAGUUGAACCUCCUCUGCAGCGCUUGCUGGAACAAACCAAACUGAAAAAGGAGGACAUCUAUUCAGUGGAGAUAGUGGGCGGAGCCUCCAGGAUCCCUGCUGUCAAAGAGAGAAUCAGCAAAUUCUUCGGAAAAGAACUGAGCACCACACUGAAUGCUGACGAGGCAGUGGCCAGAGGAUGUGCUCUGCAGUGCGCGAUACUCUCACCCGCCUUCAAAGUGCGUGAAUUUUCCAUCACCGAUGUCACGCCAUAUCCCAUCUCCCUCAAGUGGCAUUCUGCUGCUGAGGAAGGCCUGAGUGACUGUGAGGUUUUCCCCCUGAAUCACGCAGCACCUUUCUCUAAGGUGUUGACCUUUUACCGGAGAGAGCCAUUUACUUUGGAGGCCUACUACAACUGCCCUAAUGAGCUGCCCUACCCUGACCCCACGAUUGGACAGUUCAUGAUCCAGAAGGUUGUUCCACAGGCGUCGGGUGAAAGCUCCAAGGUGAAAGUGAAGGUGCGAGUGAACAUCCAUGGUAUUUUCAGCGUCUCCAGUGCCUCUCUGGUCGAGGUGCUAAAGUCAGAUGAGACGGAAGAACCCAUGGAGACAGACCAGACCGUCGAUAAAGAAGGGGAGAACAAGAUGCAAACUGACCAGGAAGAGCAGCCGGCUAGCGCGGAAGAUACAAAAGAAAGUGAGGAUAAGACGCCGAAAGAGAAUGAGGAGAUGGAGACGACCACAGAGGAAAACAAAGGCGAGAAGAAGUCGGACCAGCCCCCACAAGCCAAAAAGCCCAAAGUUAAAACAAAAGUUCUUGAACUUCCGAUUGAAAACAGUCCGCAGUGGCAGCUAGCUGAUGACAUGCUGAACCUUUUCGUUGAAAAUGAGGGUAAGAUGAUUAUGCAGGACAAGCUGGAGAAGGAGAGGAACGAUGCCAAGAACAACGUGGAAGAGUAUGUGUACGACAUGAGGGACAAGCUGCAUGGAAUGUAUGAGAAGUUUGUCGGUGAAUCGGAGAGAGAUACUCUGUCCCUGAAGUUGGAAGACACUGAGAACUGGUUGUAUGAAGACGGCGAGGACCAACCCAAACAGGUGUACAUUGACAAACUGGCGGAGUUGAAGAAAUUGGGGCAGCCCAUCCAGGAGAGGUACUUGGAGGCCGAGGAGAGACCGAAAGCAUUCGAUGAGUUGGGAAAACAGAUCCAGCAGUAUAUGAAGUUUGUGGAGGCCUUCAAUAUGAAGGAGGAACAGUAUGAUCACCUGGACGCAGCUGACGUCUCCAAAGUGGACAAACUGACCAGCGAGGCGAUGAUGUGGAUGAACAGCAGCAUGAACCAGCAGAGCAAACAGAGCUUAACGGUGGAUCCGUCUAUUAAAGUCAAGGACAUUCGAGCAAAGACCAGGGAGUUAUUCUCUGCUUGCAACCCGACUGUGACCAAACCCAAACCCAAGGUGGAGUUACCCAAGGAGGAGGCCCCUGCUGACCAGAACGGCCCCGUCAACGGACAGGAGAAAGCCCAGGGGGACGGCGCUGACCAAGGAUCGACUGAGAACACAGCGAACCCCGCUUCAGAAACGGAAAACAAGCCUGAUAUGGACCUUGAUUAGAGCCACACAAAUCCUCUGGGAGCCUUGCCGGGCGGAAGAUUUGGAGUGAGAUGCAGUCUGAGUGUGUAAGUGUGAGCGUGCGUGUGUGUGUGUAUCAGAGCAGGGGAGAUGUUUCAGGUAUGGCACUGCACCGUCUAACAGGCAGGGCUGUUAGCACACUGAGCCCACUUCCUGGGGGCUCCUCUGACGACAUAGCAUGCAUCUCUCUUAUUCCCGACGACGUAAAUCAAAAGCCAGCCGCAAUAAGUCUGUUCGACAAUGAGCGCUGUACACAUGAUGGUAUUUAUUUCUGUUGUGUGCCCCGUACGUGUUCUGGUCUGUGUCACAAUAUGGUUUUAAUAAAGUUAUUGAAAAUGACUUGUAUCUACCCACGAAAAGCGCAGACUGAUUUCUUGCUGA
Synchiropus splendidus (mandarinfish) is the source of this 3131-nucleotide messenger RNA. RefSeq names its product heat shock protein 4b (gene hspa4b). Gene Ontology annotation, cellular component: nucleus; cytosol. Bases 198 to 2732 code for a protein of 844 amino acids. Gene Ontology annotation, molecular function: ATP binding; ATP-dependent protein folding chaperone. Gene Ontology annotation, biological process: protein folding. The transcript is spliced from 19 exons. The record is from RefSeq and is a predicted model, not a curated record. NCBI's taxonomy places the organism in Eukaryota, Metazoa, Chordata, Actinopteri, Syngnathiformes, Callionymidae.